AUGCCGGAUAUCCGGUGCUGCCCUCCACCCCUCCCCACAGUUCAGCCCGAGGUGAGCAUCUUCCUGUCGGGGGAUGGGCGCCGCGUGUGGUGUUUCACCACGGGCUUCUACCCGCGCUCCAUCGAGGUGAACCUGGUGCGGGACGGCCUGGUCCUGGAUGAGAGCCGCUCCCACGGGACGCUGCCCAACCACGACGGCACCUUCCAGCAGCGCCGCUGGGCCCACGUGGAGCCCGGGGACACGGCCCCGCUCUCCUGUCGUGUGGAGCACCCGGGGCUGUCCGAACCCCUCGAGGUCUUCCUGGUGCGCAAGUCGGGCAGCAACGUGAUGACCAUUGUCCUGGUGCUCGUUAUCCUGGUGCUGGUGGUGGCUGCGGUCGUGGGGGGAGUCAUCUACUGGAAGAAGAAGAAACAAGGUAGGAGUGGGGGGGAGACAGUGGAGGGGCGUCCAAUCCGCAGCCCCCCCCCCCACCCACCGCGACCCAUGCCCCUCAACCUACCCCCGAACUACGACACUCAACCUCCCCCCGACCCCCGCCUCUUCUGA
Amblyraja radiata (thorny skate) is the source of this 546-nucleotide messenger RNA. Its product is annotated as BOLA class I histocompatibility antigen, alpha chain BL3-6-like. Lineage: Eukaryota; Metazoa; Chordata; Chondrichthyes; Rajiformes; Rajidae. The transcript is spliced from 3 exons. Gene Ontology annotation, biological process: immune response. Bases 1 to 546 code for a protein of 181 amino acids. Gene Ontology annotation, cellular component: external side of plasma membrane. The record is from RefSeq and is a predicted model, not a curated record.